ACCCAUGCUCAACGCCAUUUUUUGCGUACCGUGGGGCCCAGGGCUGGACAACCUAUCGACAUUCAUCCUCUUUCCCCGACGUUCAACCUGAACUCUGUAUGAACGAAUAGGCUCGAGAUUACCCGUUUCACAACCGUUGAGAGGUGGCAGUCGUCUGCAAAGGCGGUUAUAGAUAUCCAAGCCUUCUUGUUUGCUCCCCGGAAGAUAGAGGAGUCUCUUCUGGGUCGCACCUUCGUGCCCAACGGGUUCGAUUCAGCGGUGAGCAAGCGUGGGCAGACGUAUACUUGGCCUGCCUCACGCUCGGCUGCCUUGCUCAUCUGGUAGCCUAGGUAGAGAUAAGACCAACCAAGGAUCAGUUCCCUUGUAUGGAACUUCCUCUCGAGGCCUACAUGUCCAUCGCCCGACAUGUUGGCACUAGAAGAGAACUCGCGUCUCUUUGUCGUGUCUCGAGGGGGUUCCGAAAUGCUGCGGAGCGUGUUCUUUACAAUACCAUCCACAUGCAUGAUUACGUGCAAACGGCGUUGAUCUGCAGAGUGCUUGCCAAUUCGGUUCAUCUAGCCCUCCUCGUCAACGCCAUUUCGAUACACGUCUCUGGAAGUGGUUCCGACAGCGAAAGCUCCCCAAUCCCUCCUCCAGAUGACUAUUGGGGUCUGCUCGCCCUCGCACUCCAACAGACAAAGAGGCUUCGCUUUCUCAACAUUUAUAUCGACGAAAGCUCAGACAUGGGCAACGCAUGGGUCCUGGAUAGUUGCACGUUUCAGCUGCGGACAUUUCAUUGCGACUUUUCGUGGGACGAACACCUAGUGGCCUUCCUUAAUUCUCAGUCCUCUCUUACCGACCUAUACAUAUUAGAUUUCCAAAAGGAUACCAAUAAUCACACCGGUGCUCUUAAUCUUCAGGCUCUCCCUAAAUUAUCAGUACUUGAAUGCACUUUCAUGGAAGCCGCCAGCACGCUCGCAUCCAAUCGUCCCCUUUCACGCCUCAAGUCAUGUUUUACCUCAUCUCACGUUGACGAUAAACGAGGGGAAAUGGCGACCCUUUUCACGAAUAUGCGACGUUCUCGAAGACAUAUUCGUGCCCUCGACAUCGCAGACUCUGUGUAUAACUCGGAAUUUUCACUGCAGUUCCUAACAGAAGUCGCCGCUACAUUCUCCAAUUCACAUCUGCGGUACCUUGGAACGCUGGCCCUUCCCAUUGACGGCCGUGAGCGUAUACAGUUCUACGGCUUGCUCAUGCGCCUGCCUCGCCUCCAAUGUGUCGAGCUUGAGGUCUCAGACUGGGAACCUGCUCCAAUGACUCCUGCUGCUUUGAGGGCGCUCACGUAUGAGUUGCGUCUUUACUGCCCUACAAUCACCAGGGUGAUCUUUGUUUAUGACCUCGAUCGAGUUGUGAUGAGGAUGGCGGACUACAGAUGCGUCCUAGAACAUGAGGCAAAUCCUGAGUUGCUGUGGCGAGAAAUUUAGCAGGAGCUGAAUGGACUUCCACUUUCGUUGUUGAUACUGUAUGCAUUCCCUGAUAUUCAUCUGUAGCCAUAGUCAACCUCUCUCCGUUUUCAUUUAUGUUUUCAAUCAAAGCUCUUGGCCAGUUCACUGGCUCGAUCGUCGGGUGCAGUUCCCGAUGGAUCUUUGUCCAAACAGCGAUCAAGAACAAUAUAGUUCAGCGAUGCAUAUGACUGCAUUUAUAAUGACUAACGAUGACAACCAAACCUUAU
Somion occarium is the source of this 1711-nucleotide messenger RNA. The record is from the annotation of a GenBank genome assembly. NCBI's taxonomy places the organism in Eukaryota, Fungi, Basidiomycota, Agaricomycetes, Polyporales, Cerrenaceae.